AUGGCUGUAAAUAUACCUGCAGAGCCUACAUGCGCGCACACGCUGCCACCGGGCCCUGAAAGACUCAGACAAGUGGGAAAGACAGCUGCAGAGCUCCUGCGAGAGGACGACGAUAGGGAAGCAACCGAACUAUCGAUCCUUCCACCGGCGCAUCGCACCAACAUUCAUCAAAGGGGAACCAAUGAUCUGAAUUGGAUUUUAAGGCCCCAGCUCGUACGCUCGCAGACGGCUGAGGAAAUUGAAGAGGAUGAAACGCUACGCCGUGCAGGCUUCCAACCAAGCCGGUACAAAUUCGUGAGGACGCCGAGGAAAUGGUACCACCCAAUAUUUAGCUGGUGGGGUAACCAUGUGAGCGUCAAGAUUGAUAUCGCAAAACGGAGAGACCAUUUGGCCCUGGAGCGCACGUUUUUGGGCUACCUGCGAACAUCUACGGCACUGGCGAUGUUGGGCGUUGUGAUUGCCCAGCUCUUUCAGCUGCAGCAUAGUCCCAAUGCAAGUCCAACAUUUGGGUAUCUUGUAACAGGAAAACCUCUGGCAGGAUGCUUCAUAGCGUCCAGUAUUGUUGUCCUGCUCGUGGGCGCGAUACGGUUCUGGAGGCAGCAAGCUGCAAUGGUAAGGGGGAAGAUUUGGGCAGGUGGAUGGGAGAUAUAUCUGAUCAUGGCUCUAAGCCUCGCGCUCUGUGUCACGGUUUUUGCGAUCACCGUGGGUGUAUCUAUCAAGCAUGAUGCUGACGGCCGAUGA
This is a messenger RNA of Verruconis gallopava, 741 nucleotides long. RefSeq lists its product as uncharacterized. The record is from RefSeq and is a predicted model, not a curated record. Lineage: Eukaryota; Fungi; Ascomycota; Dothideomycetes; Venturiales; Sympoventuriaceae. The coding region runs from base 1 to 741 and encodes 246 amino acids. The transcript has 2 exons.